AUGCCAAACCGCACGGAAGAGGCCGCCGCGUCUCGCGCGACCUUCUCUUCUGCGUGCAAGAAGGAUGGGAAUUCUGCGGCGGCGGAUCUUUCGCCCGCGUCGGUGAAGUCGUCGCAGAAGACGCUUCUGGUCUUCUCCUCGGGUCACGCCCCCUCCUCCCCGACCGCCGCGACAGAGGUUGAGGGGCGGCGCGCGUCGCCCUCGGCUUCGCGGCUGCACGCGGCCUCCCCUCCCGCUGCGUCUUUCCCUGCGCCGGAGGAGGCGCAGGCGGCGCCGGCCUUCACCGCGCCUUCAGACGCAGACCUCGCGGAGGCGCUCCUGCUCAACGGGUACCGUCUCUCUGAAGACACUGCGGGCGACAACGACUUCACGUUUCCCCUCGACUUCCAGACGCCGCUGAACUACGAGAUCUACUCCUUCAUCUCCCAGUGUCUGAACGCCGCCCAGCUGAAGCAGCCGCUCGCGGCACGCGACGACGCCGCGGCGCUUCAGCCGGAAGGAGGCGCGGCGGCCAAGGGCCUCGCCGCCGCUGUGUCGCCGGCGCUCCCCGCGAACGGCCGCGACCGCCGCGCCGCCGAGGGCGACAAGAACAAGGAGAGAAAGGGCGAGCAGGAGCGGAAGAAGGGAGGCGCGGCGAAGGACGACGGGGGCGACGGCGCAUGGCCAAGGCUCGCCGCCGCCGGCCGCCAGAAGGGCGGAAAGAAGAAGGGCACGGCGGAGGGAGACAGCGGCGUCCGCAAGCAGUGGAAGAAGAAGGAGGCGACUGACCAGGCGCCGCGCCUCUCGACGCCGGCCGAGCCAGGCGCGUCGUCUCGGGCCUCUUCGCCGCAGUCGCAGACCGCGGCCUCGGGGUCGCUGCCCUCGCCGUCCGCGUCGUCUUCGGCGCCGUCGCCUCCGGCUCCAGCCGCGGGCGCGCUGCCGUCGAGCGGCGUGCGGGCGCCCCCGGGUCUCUCAGGGCCGGAUGUGAACACGGCGCUGCUGCGGGCGGCGUUUUUGGGUCGCGAAGACAUCGUGGAUCUGUGUCUGAAGCGCGGCGGAGACGUGUCUUUCUCGGACCGCGUGGGACGGACGGCGCUGCACUACGGCGCGGCGACUGGGAUUGAGAAGAUCGUCCGGAAGCUGCUCGAGGGGGCGGGAGCGAAGAACAUCAACAAGCGCGACCGGAAGCACUGGACGCCGCUGCUCAUCGCCGUCACCAAGACUCACGUCGCGUGCGUCCGCCUGCUCCUCGAGAAGGGCGCGGACGUGAGCGCGACGCUGUGUCACCGCUGCGCGCCCUGCCGAAGCGCCGCGGCGAAGGCGGAGGCCGCCGACACAGGUCCCGAACGCGCGGAAGAAGGGCAGACUGCCAAAGAGGCGGCCGCCGCCGAGCCGCGAAAGACGACUGCGGAGGGCGCGACCAAGGCCGAGUCUCCCAAGAACGCGAAACAUCCCGACGGAAAAGUGAUGCUCCCCGCCGCAAGCGACGCCGAAGGCCCUGUGCAAACCUGGAGCGCGGCGAUUCACUUUGCGGCCAUAAAGGGCAGCAUCGAAAUCUCGCAGCUGCUUCUUGACCACGGCGCGAGCGUGAAUGACCUCGACAGCGACAAGCGGCCUCCUCUGCACUACGCGGCCUGUCGCGACAACUCGCAGUAUGUCUCGUGGCUUCUCGCUCGCGGUGCCCGUCUGGAUCUCUUUGAUGUCAACGGCCGCAGCGCGCUGCAUGCGGCGGCGAUGAAGGGACAGCUUCAGAACGCACAGAGCAUCCUCGAGGCCGCGGACCCCGCAACUGCCUUGACGCUGCUGAAAAAGAAAGACACAUGGGACAUCACCCCUGUGCAGCUCGCCAAACUGCACGGCCAAAAUGGAGCCUAUUUGCUGCUCAAGUCCUACGCAGAUCAACUGGAGGCGUCCCUCGGGCCGCUCGCGCCGGUGCUGGAGCUCGAGAACGCCGACGCAGUUCUGCUCAGCCAAACCAUCACUGAGGUGCUAGCCACCGGCAUGCAGGAAGUGAAGAAGAACAAACUCGAGAGAGCUGUCGCACGUCUCGGCACAGUGACCUGUCUCAAGGCUUACCAGAAGACCAUGAUGAUUCAAAGCAUGGGAGGAAUGCUUGUCGCAGACGGGAGUAGGCCGAAGACUGCGGGCGGCGUUUUCUUUACGCUGCUGCGCGAGAUGGCUCGCCAGGGCGAAAUCACGCGCGAAGACAUCAUCUACAUUGAGAUGGAGGACGGCGAAGCGAAGAAGGCGCUGCGCCGUCGCGCGAGACAGAAGCAGACUGUGGCGGCGGACGCCGCCUUGCAGACUGCGCGUCCUGCGUCCGCGGCGCGAGGCCAAACGCGGCGCGCACAGACUGCGAGUUCCGCGGCGGGCGGCAGCGCAGCCGAUGCAUGGGCGUCUCGUGCACCGGCGACUGAGCGAGCCGCGGGCGUUGGCGGCGGAGUGUCGGCGCCUGCUGCAACUGCGAAGAAGCCGCAGAAGAAGGGCGCGGCUGCGCCGUCGCUGAGCCCUGUGGGCAUUUUCCUCUCGUCUUCCGCGCCGGGAGCGUCGGCUGCUGCGUCGUCGCAGGGGAACGCCGCGAAAGUGCGGCCAGGCAGCGCGGCCUCCUCCAAGAGAAGCGGGGCGUCGGGGUGUACGUACACCCCGCUGGCGCAGGCGAUCAGCGCGGAGCGCCUGCUGACGACCGGCGGCAGCAGCGGCGGCAACUCUCCGCAGCAGACGCCGACGCAUUUCCCCUCGCUUGGCUCGUUCAUGGGCGCCGGGCAAGCGCAGCAGAGCGGCUUCUUCCCGUUUUCCAUGUACCCCAUGUACCCGCUGUGGCCCGUUGGGUUCCCCACGCCUCUCUCUCCGCCGCCAAUCAUGGGCGCCCGCCUCGCGACCAGUAAGGGUGACGAGGGCGCGGCCUUCUUCUCGAAUCCGACCUUCUUCUCCCAGGGUGGCGCCGUUGCCAACGCGCCGCUCCACGAAGACAGAAGGGAGCGGAAGAAGAACGCACAAGUCGUCGGAUUCACCUCCUUCUACCCCGGCGGCCACCCUAACGUCUUCGGUGCGCCAAGCGCCCCUGGGGUGUACGUACACCAGAACCGGGAGGAGCAGGACGCGAGGAGCGGGGGAAAGGACAAGAAGAAAGCUCGCGCGCCGGGCAAGAAGUGGGGCAGCGCCGAGGAGAAGAAGGAGGCAGUCACAGCAUCCAGAAAGGAGCCGGUCGUCGAAGACCGCACGCAGCCGCAGAAAACGCAGAAACCGCAGAACGACGGCGGAAACAAGUGGAAGAACGUGCCGCCGCACGUGCGCGCACCCAAGGCGCCUGAGGCGAAGGAGCCCGCGCGCGAGCAGCGCGAAGGCGCGUGGAAGACCAAGGGCGGGCGAGCCGACGAGAAGAACGAGGCUGCAGCGAAAGCCAGAAAUGCGGGCGCCUCAGCCCGCGGAAGCAUGCGCGGAGGACGCGGCGGCGGAGCUGCGCGAGGCGGCCGCAGAAACCACGAGUGA
Besnoitia besnoiti is the source of this 3468-nucleotide messenger RNA. RefSeq names its product ankyrin repeat-containing protein. Gene Ontology annotation, molecular function: protein binding. Bases 1 to 3468 code for a protein of 1155 amino acids. NCBI's taxonomy places the organism in Eukaryota, Apicomplexa, Conoidasida, Eucoccidiorida, Sarcocystidae. The record is from RefSeq and is a predicted model, not a curated record. The transcript is spliced from 8 exons.